AUGAACACGAUCACCAAGGCGCUCAACGCCACGGUCCCGGCCAUGAGCGAGAUCCUUGACCUGUUACCCGUCCCUACCCUCGUCGUCUCUCCGUCGCAUCGCAUACAGAGAGCCUCGGCCGGCUUGCUGGAGGCGUGGAGUCGCAGACGUGACGAACUUGUCGAUAAAGACCUCUUCAUCGCCCUCUACCAGGGUUCUCCGACUGAAAGAUUCGAUCGCAUUCCCCUCGUCUACGCCAUCGAGACUGCCGUCGCUGCUCGAGCUCUCCGUCUGUGCCAUGCCUCCUAUAUCGCGGACGGUGUCUCUUGGACUGCGCGUAUUACGCCCGUCCACAGGGAUGACGAACUGCUGUGCCUGAUCUUCGAAUGGGAGAAGUCCGAACUCUAUAUCACAAUUGCCGAUGGCGGAAUGAUUCAGAGUUGGCUACCUAUCGAUGAUGCUUUCCGCAUCCUCGUUCAAGCUGUCAAGGAUUACGCCAUCUUCCUGCUCGAUACUCGCGGAAACGUGGUGACCUGGAAUACUGGAGCAGAGCUGAACAAGGGAUACAAGAAGGAAGAAAUCGUCGGUAAACACUUCUCGAUCUUUUACGGCGAGGAAGAUAUCCAGUGCAGGAAGCCCGAGAGAGAGCUUGAGAUCUGCUUGCGUGAGGGCAGGGUGGAAGAUGAGGGCUGGCGCUACCGUAAGGAUGGUAGCCGAUUCUGGGCCAACGUCGUCAUCACGGCCGUCUAUAAGAACGACAUCCACGUCGGCUUCGGCAAGGUUACUCGCAAUCUCACCGAGCGAAAAGAGGCAGAAUUGCGGCUGAUUGCGGCCUACGAGGAGAGCACCAAGUUGAAGAAUGAUUUUCUAGCCAACAUCAGCCACGAGAUCCGUACCCCGAUGCACGGCAUGCUCUCCGCCUGCUCUCUGCUUCUUGACAGCCGCCUGACCGAGGAGCAGCGGGAAACAGCCAAUAUAAUUGAAGAGUCGGGCCGUGUCCUGUUGCAGGUCAUCAACGAUAUUCUCGACUACUCUAAGCUUGCGGCAGGCAGGUUUUCCAUCAAGAAUGACGAGGUCGAUAUCGCUAAUGUGGUCGCUUCGGUCGUGCGCGGUGAGCAGACCACUGUGCAACCGGGAGUGUCGCUGAGGCUGGUCUUGGCACCAGAUCUGCCAAAGUGGGCAGAAGGAGAUCCUCUCAGGUGCCGCCAGAUCGUUGAGAACAUUGUAGGCAACGCCGUAAAGUUUACCGAAAGAGGGUCCAUUUUGGUUAGCGUGUCGCUGCUCGCGGAGGACGCGACCACUCACACGAUCCUCACCGAGGUAGCCGACACUGGACAUGGCGUGUCGGAGGAUGACGCCCAGAAACUCUUCAAGCCAUUCACGCAGCUUGAUACUCCGUAUGAGAAGCGUCGCCAAGGGACUGGCCUCGGGCUGUCCAUCGCGAAAUCGCUCGCUGAGCAGAUGGGUGGGGAUAUUGGAUAUAAACCUAACCCGGAACGGCAGGGCAGCAUCUUCUGGUUUACGGUCAAGCUAAAGAAGCUCAACAGCCUUCAGCAGAUCCACACCGUCAAUGCGCAGCCCAAACGCAGCAGCGAACUGUCGCGGCAGCAGGUCCCACAAGGCGAGGACGUCGCGGCGCAGCUGACACAUUUGGAGGAGAUCGCGCCGACGAUGCGGAUCCUCGCAGCCGAGGAUAACAUCAUCAACCAGAAGGUCCUGGUCGGAAUGCUACACUCCUUCGGAUUCCAGCACAUCACAGUCGUCUCGGACGGUGCCCAGGCAGUCUCAACACUAUCCGCCGCGCCCGACGCCUUUGAGCUGAUUCUCAUGGACAUCAGCAUGCCCGUAAUGAAUGGUUACGAGGCGACAGCCCAGAUAAGGAACAGCGGCGUGCGCCUACCCAUCAUCGCCAUGACCGCCUACGCGCUCAAGGGUGAUAUGGAGCGCUGUUUGGAGAAAGGCAUGGAUGAUUACAUCGCCAAGCCGGUGAAUAGGCAACUGCUAAUGAAGAAGCUGCUGAAGUGGCUUGUAAGACCGGGCGCUGCGGCGCUGGCCACCGCUCCUAUGAGGCCAUGA
Fusarium falciforme is the source of this 2055-nucleotide messenger RNA. RefSeq lists its product as hypothetical. The transcript has a single exon. The record is from RefSeq and is a predicted model, not a curated record. Gene Ontology annotation, molecular function: phosphorelay sensor kinase activity. Bases 1 to 2055 code for a protein of 684 amino acids. NCBI's taxonomy places the organism in Eukaryota, Fungi, Ascomycota, Sordariomycetes, Hypocreales, Nectriaceae. Gene Ontology annotation, biological process: phosphorelay signal transduction system; phosphorylation.